This is a messenger RNA of Gaeumannomyces tritici R3-111a-1, 3297 nucleotides long. RefSeq lists its product as hypothetical. The transcript is spliced from 3 exons. Lineage: Eukaryota; Fungi; Ascomycota; Sordariomycetes; Magnaporthales; Magnaporthaceae. The record is from RefSeq and is a predicted model, not a curated record. Bases 579 to 3044 code for a protein of 821 amino acids.
AAGCGGGCGCCAGCGGGCUCAGGCUGGCCAGCCCAGACGCAAGGUUACCUGUACCUAAGCGUCCAGAGGAGCCCGUAUGUGCACAUGUGUAAUCUCCCUUCUGACAAGAUGCACACUCAGUGGUCGUGAGCGUUUUUCCCAGUUUCUUCCUUCUCUUUUAACUCGCCCGAGUUCGCUUCCGGAAGCGAAAACAACAAAGUACGGGUUCGCUGCACCGACCGAUUACCACAUUUAUGCCAGGAGCCCGCAUGACAUAACAGUUAAAUCACAACCCACAACUCACACUCCCCGACGCCGAUCACACUCACUCGCCGACCCGCCAUACCAAGUGCCGCGCUCCGUCCAGUGCUGCCCCUUUUUCUCGAUUUCCGCCUGCUUGACGCCAGAGCCAUCUGUUGACCCGGACGCUCGCGCAUUGAAACCAGCGACCAGGGAGCGUGGAGUCGUGGGCUGUUCCCCAGAGUCGGAACGGAAUCUGCAACCGAGUCCCAGGCUUUGGAUUCGAAUCGGUGCUUUGGUGGUGCUUUGACGAUAGCAGACCGACGGGCUGCACAGCCAGGUCGGCCUUCGAAGGCACCAUGUGGGAUAGGUUCCGAGGGGCCGUCCCCCAGAAGCUGGGACGUUCCCACCAGCAACGUCGAGACUCAAGACAGCAACAGCAGCAGCAGCAGUCACAGCAGUAUGGGGACGUCUUCACGGGCGGGGGAGUAGUGGGUGUCAACGGGGGGUACAGCUGCUCCGUCCAGGGCGGUCCAGCAGCGCGGCGCCCGCCGCGAGAGUUCACCGACCAAAGGGCGCAGUGUUACCCCCACGAGCAGUCCGCAUUUCCCCCAGACCAACCGCUCCGGAAUCCGAACCGAGACUCGGCCCAACUCGAUCCGCCAACAGACGCUCGAUUCCGCCCUGCAUCGUCCAUCUACUCGUCCCAGCCGAGUCCAAUCCAGACCAACUUCGCCCCUGCCGCUCCCAACAGGGUUUACACCUUCCAAGAGUCCAUCGACGUCUCUCCGCCGAGCUCACCAGAACCGUUUACACCGAAUGCGAAUGGAACGUACCAUCCAGUGCCCGACAUAAGCCCGAUCGACGAGGACGAAGAGCCCUACGACGAGAUGCUGCGACAGCAAGGGGCCGCGGGCCAGCGGCAGGCGUCGCGCGGCAACAUCGCCUCGUUGCGCCGCGAGCGCCGCCAGAAGCAGGAUGCCGCAACCGGCGCAGCCCUGCGGGAAUCCAGGUCGCGCGAGCAGAUGAACACCCUACAGCCUCCCCAGCCGCGUAGCGUCUCGGCAUCGAGGAGAGGCUACGCGGGCGGCGAGGUGCGCUGGGACCCGUCAACGGGGGAGCUGACGUCGAGCGAAAAGGGCCGGCCGAGCCAAGUGAAGCCGGCCGAAUACGCCAAGGGACUGGGCCACAGUCCCGAGUCGGAUAGGGUCGGGCGUGGCACUAGCGCGAGCCCCGAGGGCUCGUCUCCGUUUGGGCAGCGCCUGCGGAGGAUUGCGCCGCCGGGCUUCGUGACGAAGGGAGCGGAAAGGAAGGUGUCUGCAGGAGGAGAGAUGAGCCCGUCGGCUCGACGACUGUCGCCAUCGCCAUCGCCGUCGCCGUCGCCGCGGCAUGCGUCGUCGCCCAUGUCGGCCACGGCCUACGACCCCGCAGCAGGCGCCUUCACGACGGAGCGUCCGCCGUGGAAGGGCGCCAGUGGUCGGACGGCGCUGGUCGCCCCAGUGCACGACAACCCAGAAACGGCCCCGCUCAACAUUCCUCGCAAGCGGGGGCCCAAGAGCCCAGCGACGGGCAGCGCUGUGGGCGCUCUGGCCAGUCCUCCUGCAAGUCCGCUCGGAGCUGAAACUCAGCCUCAGUCGCUAGAAUCGACAGCUCGCCAGGCCGCACCUUCGUCCCAACACCUGGCCAACAGCGCUAUCGCUGGCUACCCGAGCCCCCCGUUUUCGGGGCCCGAGGCCGGUUUUCAAUCUGGACCUGAAACAACAAAUCUCCAGACCGCGGCCCUGGGCACCCAGAGCCCUUCAGUCAUAUCCCCCACGUCUGCCAUUCGGCGGAAGCCGGCUCCCACAACAACCCAGUCACAUCAAGCCCAGGACAGUGUCACCUCAACUUCGUCAGAGGGUGACCCCUACAACUACAAGAACUACACAGCGGCCAAUCCGCCCUCGGCUCCGAUGUCAAACGACACCACUGGCGCCGACAGUCUGGGAGUGCCCGACGGCUGGAUUCAACCACCCUCUCGGUUCUCCGUCUCAACUUACGCAACCUCGGCCAACGCCGCACCACGCCCAUCAGCCGACGGUUACUAUGACUACAACGACGACGACGACGACGACGAAGGGUACCACGGUGAUUCCCACGCCACCCUGACGGGCUGGAAUCACAGGUCGGGCACCGAUCCAACAGCCAUCACGGCCGGCACGACCAAGCAGGAGAGCGUCAUGGACCGUAGGAGGCCCAAGCUCCGAGAGAGUGGAGGCAGCUCGCUGGCAGGUGACCAGGACCCCGUCGUCAUCAGCCUCAAGGACGCGCAGUGGUCGACUGGCGCACACAGGAAGCCGCUCGGGCCGGGUGCGGGCAACGGCAGCGCCAGCAGGGCGAGCAGCGGCAGCGAGGGCGACAAGACGCCGACGGGCCCUCCUAAUCUCCUCCACCACCAGCACCACCACCGGCCCGAGUCCAUCAUGUCGACGGCCGGGUCCAUCUACAAGCCGCUGCCGCCGGCGCCGCCCGAGGCGUCGGCGGUGGACCGGGUGGACACCAUCAACGCGCGGCUGCUGGCGCUGGCGAACCGGCGCAUCAACAUAUCGCGGUCCGUCAAGCAGAUGACGGAGCUGAUGCCGACGGACAACAUCAUGGCGUCGGCCGAGGUGCUGCACAAGCGCGAGGUGGAGAGGCGCAAGGUGGACGCGCUCCGCGCCGAGCUGGCCGAGGUGCAGUGCGAGGAGUACGAGCUCGGCAUCAAGCUGCACCGCGCCUAUAAGCGCAUCGACCGCGAGGCGCACUACGAGCCCACGACGCUGUGGGUGAGGCGCGUCACGGGCUGAUUUGGAGGCGGGUGGGGGUUAUUGUUUCCGCUGGCUUGGUUUGGUUUGGUUUUGGCUUUGUUGGGCAGGCAUUUGCAUUGCAUUGGACGGCGUCGCUGUUUGGCCCGACUGUCAUCUCUCAUAAUAGGCCGGUUCUGUCAGAUAAAUCACAUGUCGUCUCCGCUGUAAAUAUCAUGUCCAAGAACACAUUUUGUGUCCCUCCCUGUCUGUGUUCCCUCCCACAAAGUUCGACCCCACCAUCGCGGGAUCGCGA